CGUUUAGUUAUGUUUUAUGUUGAUUUUAGUUGUCAUUAUUGCUAUCUUGAUUAGUGUGCUACUAGUUGGAUGAUCUUCAGACCUAUUGUAGGGCAAUACGUGAAGAAAAACAUGAAUGGCGUUCUCCACUUCCACCGCCACCAUCUUUCGUCUCCUGUCCUCUUUGCUCUUGAAAUCCACCAUGAAACCGCUGCCUUUUCUCUGAAGCCAACCCAAAAAUCCCACCUCUCCAAAACGUUCUCUAAACCCUCUUUUCCUCACACAAAUAUAACGUUGUUCUUUCCUUCCAAAAACCUGAUUUCUUUCUCCCCUAACGAAGGCCUGGGUGAUGAUUCUACCCCAUCAAGAAUGCGGUAUUGUGGGCAUUUUUGGGAACAGCAUUUCGUCUGUGCUACUUGGCUCUUCAUGCCCUGCAGCAUCGCGGACAGGAAGGAACAAAAUAAAGCGGCUUAUUCACUGGUGUUUAUGACGGGGGAUAAGCUUGUUGCAAUGCGUGACCCAUUUGGGUUUUGGCCCUCGGCCAUGGGGAGGAGUAAAAGUGCUGUUGUUUUUGCUUCAGGAAUGACUAUUUUGUCCUGCCUGGUUCUGUUGUAUUUGCGUCUUUUUGGAGAACUUGCUCCGAGUGUUCAGUUGCAUGUGAUGUUAUUCAUUCCAAAGCUAGAUUAUGGUGCGGUGGUUGCUCUUGAUUAUGUAGCCAAAGCUGGAGUAUCAUUCCAGCAAGGGCUAAUUACGACUAAGGAGGCUCACAUUAGGAUUGCAACCCCAUCGGCUCUUGUUAUAAUGAAACAGGCUGUCUCCGCGGCGGCGGAAGGUGCCGCAGUAGGUGAUGAGUCUGAGAAAGACUGAGAACUCCGAGGCAUGGGUGGAGUUUGUCUGCAGAGACGGCUGACGGUACUGAGGUGGAGAAACAUCAAAUGUUGGAGGAAAUAAAGGUGAGUUAUGUAGCGGAGCAAACCCAGAUUUCUCGAGGAGACUAGGCAGGUAGAAGAUGAACUAAUGAGACUAAGGGCGUCUGAUGUGGCUGCGGGAACUGAGAUUCCAAGGGGGAACAGAGGUCAUGGGAUGCGCCGAAGUCGCGAAUGAGGCAUCAUUUUCCUUCUUGUAAAUUUAGUGUCAUUGUCAAUAGGUAUUCCUCUGGAUUGUGUAUGUUCUCAGUACCAAUGUUGACUAGUUCAAGGCUUUGAAAAUGAAUAUAUUUUAAAUAAAUUU
Messenger RNA from Rubroshorea leprosula, 1209 nucleotides. The record is from the annotation of a GenBank genome assembly. Lineage: Eukaryota; Viridiplantae; Streptophyta; Magnoliopsida; Malvales; Dipterocarpaceae.